This is a messenger RNA of Myiozetetes cayanensis, 1578 nucleotides long. It is a transcript of the gene LAYN, whose product is annotated as layilin. NCBI's taxonomy places the organism in Eukaryota, Metazoa, Chordata, Aves, Passeriformes, Tyrannidae. The coding region runs from base 9 to 1106 and encodes 365 amino acids. Gene Ontology annotation, molecular function: hyaluronic acid binding. The transcript is spliced from 8 exons. The record is from RefSeq and is a predicted model, not a curated record.
CUGGGGCGAUGCUGGCGGUCGCGGCGCUGUGCGCGGCCGCGCUGGGCUGCGCGGCGGGGGCGCGGCUGCUCAGCGCAGUGGACAUAUCCCUCAGGAGAGGACAGACAGUUUGCCGCCGUGGGACGCAGAAACCCUGCUACAAGAUCGUGUAUUUCCACGAUGCCUCCCGCAGGACCGGCUACGAGGAGGCUCAGCGGGCCUGCCGGGCUGACGGGGGGCACCUGGUGAGCAUCGAGAGCCCUGCGGAGCAGAGGCUGAUCGAGAGCUUCAUCAGCAGCCUCCUGGCUGCCGAUGGCGACUUCUGGAUAGGGCUCAGGAGGGAAAAGGAGGAGGAGGAGGAGGGCAACAGCACAGAGUGUCAGAGCUUCUACUCCUGGUCGGAUGGCAGCUCAGCCAAGUUCAGGAACUGGUACGUGGAUGAGCCAUCCUGUGGGAGUGAGAUCUGCGUUGUGAUGUACCACCAGCCAUCUGCCCCGCCAGGUGUCGGGGGUCCUUACAUGUUUCAGUGGAACGACGACAGAUGCAACAUGAAAAAUAACUUCAUUUGCAAAUAUUCCCUGGAGAAGCCAACGACUGCUCCAGUAGAGGACCCUCCCAGAGAUGUUGCCACAGAGCCCCUGAGCCCAGUGUUGCCAGGGGAACCCUGUAAGAGAGGUGUAAAUGUGACAGCUGUAGGAGCCAGAGAACCUGUUCAGAGUCUUGCCUACAUCCUUAUUCCCAGCAUUCCUGUGCUGCUGCUCCUGAUGGCCAUUACAGCCAUCUCCUGCUUCUGGCUUUUUGUGAGGAGGAGGGAGCAGCGAAUGGACACCAGCCCGAAGGAGGAGGAUGCCUGGCUGUCCAAGCCCGGGGGGAACAGCCCCAGCCUGGACAUCUACAAAGUCAUCAACAAGCAGUCAGAAGCAGAUCUGGCUGGGGCCAGGCCUGGCACCCAGAAUUCCUCGUUCCAGGCAUGGGAGCACAGGGAGCUGGGCAGGCCAGCCCCCAACACCUCGAGCUUUGGGACCGAGAGCGGCUUUGUCACCAACGACAUCUACGAGCUCUGUGGGGACCGUGUGGGCAGGAGCAAGGAGUCCACCUGGGUGGACAAUGAGAUUUAUGGAUACUGAGCGGAUGGACCAAAAAAAAAAACACCCACCCCUGGAUUUCAGAUGAGACAAGUUCACCUGCCCUGUCUAUGCACUUGUUUUAAUAACUUGUUUUAGUAUGUGGUGUUUGUCCUGGUUUUGCAUUGGGCCCAUAUUCUUCUCUUUUUUUUUUUUUUUUUUGGCAAGAAUAUGGGUUUUUUAACGAUCCAGAGUGAAAAGAAUGUAUAUAUUUUGCUUUGCAUCAAGCCCCCUUUGCCCUGGGAAUGGCUUGUUAAUCCUCCCGAUUCACUUUUGUACCAAAGAUAUGCCUUGAAAGGUAAAGGACAAUCCAAAAUCCUUAUUUAUUUAACUGACCCACUGGUCUUAAAGGUGCUAAAAGUUGCCUGUUGGGUGGGAUGGAGCCCUGCUUUCCUGGAGAUGGCCCAGGGGGGAGCAGGGAAUGAAUUCCUUGGUUUGCUUUGCUUGUGUGUGCAACUUUACCCAUUAAACUGCC